Messenger RNA from Paramecium sonneborni, 952 nucleotides. The record is from the annotation of a GenBank genome assembly. NCBI's taxonomy places the organism in Eukaryota, Ciliophora, Oligohymenophorea, Peniculida, Parameciidae.
AUGAUCUAAGAGAUUACAAAUUUUUAGAUUCAAGAGAGUCCUAGUUGUAUGGAUAUAUCAAAAGAGUUUAUGGCUAUUGGGACAUUGGAUGAAAAUAUAUAUCUCUACUCUCAACCAUUUCAAUUGAAAUCAAAUGAAACCAUAUUACAAAAUCAUCUUUUAGGAGUCAUAGAUUUAUCCAUCAAUGCUGAUGAAACCUAAAGUACUUAAUUAAGAUAAUAAUAAUAUCAGUUGUGGUCUCUUCAUUAGAUAAUUAUCUAAGAAUAUGGGAUAUUGAUGAUAAGAAGUUGAUUUCUGAAAUAUAAUGUGAUGCAUUUGCCAAUUGGAAAGUGAGAUUUGUUGAUUCAUCAACAGUUGUAACUUCUGGAGAGAUGGGAAUCAUAAACUUUUAUCAUAUAGAUACAAAAGAGAAAAUAUAAAAAAUAGAAACAGAUCCAAUAUAUUAUAGUUGUUCCUUAUAGAUUAAUGAUUAAUUAUUAGCAGUUGGUAAUGAAGGAGGUGCUCUAUAUUUAAUUGAUUAAAGUUCAUAGAAGAAAGUUAUUAAACCUCAUUCUAAAGCAAUUAAGACAUUAUUAUUUAUGGAUAAUAAUAAAAUAUUAACAGGAUCUGAUGAUGGAUUAAUAAAAUUAAUAGAUUUAGAAAAAAGUGAAAUAAUUCAAUAAUUUAGAGGACAUAAAUAUGGUGUUAUGGAUUUGAGUAAAAUAAAUGAGAAAGUAUGAAAAUUGUAGAUUAUUCAGUCUUUUGUCAGUUGCUCAACAGAUAGAACAAUACGCGUUUGGGAUAUGAAUCAAAUCUAUUCUUAGAAACAUAUAUAAACAAUGAAUGACAAACCAGGAGGAAUAAGUGGUAUAAGAUACAAGAAUGAUUAAAUCAUAGCUGCUCAUGAUUGUGGCAUAAUAUGUUUUUAUGCUAUAUGAUAAUUGUUAUGUGUGGUAUAUGUGGUAUAUGUGGU